This is a messenger RNA of Stegostoma tigrinum, 592 nucleotides long. RefSeq names its product complement C3 alpha chain-like. Bases 357 to 584 code for a protein of 75 amino acids. The transcript is spliced from 2 exons. Lineage: Eukaryota; Metazoa; Chordata; Chondrichthyes; Orectolobiformes; Stegostomatidae. The record is from RefSeq and is a predicted model, not a curated record.
GCCCUGGUAUCUCAAAUGUGGCUACAGAAACUAUGCCCCCAACGAAUGAGUCUCCAACCACGAUCACUCACUUGGAUUUACCUGACCCUGUCCCACAGCAGGGCGGUUUGUACAACGGACCUGGCUACUGCUGAUUAUAUAACCGUUCCAGUUUGGUUUUAGAUCAGUGUUAACCUUGAUGAAGUGGAUAGCCAAGCACCUCAGUGGUCUACAGUACAGGAGAAAUAAAUUCUGAAGCUCACGGAUUCUGUGACAGUCAAAGACAAGCACUGAAUUGUUCUAACCUCAUUUCCAACACCUGGCCCAUAGCCUUGCAUGGCUUGGAUAACACUUGCACAUUUAAAAAAAAUGUAAGGAUGAUGAUUGUGAUGUUGGUAACUGGAAAGCCUCCAUUGUUGGAGGACGAGAAGCCGUAUCUAAUUGAAGCAGCACGGGCUUUUGCGAUGACUGUGGAAACCACUGCUUAUGCCUUGCUUCAAGCAUUGUCAAGGAAUGAUUUUGACUAUGCAACACCGAUUGUGAGGUGGCUAACGAUGCAACAGAACUAUGGUGGUGGAUUUCACUCGACGCAGGUAAAUGCUUGAGAUCACAA